AUGAAUAUUUCUAAGAUCCUAACUACUAAUAAAGGCACCAGGGCAAAUAAUGGUAUAGGGAUUGAUAAUAUUGUAGAUAAAGGCACUAAAAUAGAUGAAUACAGAAGAGUAAAUAAAGAUAUAGAUAAAGGUGCUGAAGUGAAUAAAUGUGCAGGAGUGGAUAAAUAUGUGAAUAAGAGUACUGAAUUUAUAAAUAUCAAUUAUACUGAAUCAGAUGUUGAUUCAUUUAAA
Cetraspora pellucida is the source of this 231-nucleotide messenger RNA. The record is from the annotation of a GenBank genome assembly. Lineage: Eukaryota; Fungi; Glomeromycota; Glomeromycetes; Diversisporales; Gigasporaceae.